Messenger RNA from Pseudonaja textilis, 1795 nucleotides. RefSeq names its product vacuolar protein sorting 4 homolog A (gene VPS4A). The record is from RefSeq and is a predicted model, not a curated record. Gene Ontology annotation, molecular function: ATP binding; ATP hydrolysis activity. Gene Ontology annotation, biological process: endosomal transport; vacuole organization. Lineage: Eukaryota; Metazoa; Chordata; Lepidosauria; Squamata; Elapidae.
CUCUGCGGACCGAGGCCGCCGCCACCGCCGCCGCCCCGGAGCCCCGCGACGCCGCCCCGGAGCCCCCGCGACGACGACGACGACGACGCCGCGGGCAGGGAUGCGAUGACCACGUCCGCCUUGCAGAAAGCCAUUGACUUGGUCACCAAAGCCACCGAGGAGGACAAAGCGGGCAGCUACGAGGAAGCGCUGCGCCUGUACCAGCAUGCGGUGGAGUACUUCUUGCACGCCAUCAAGUAUGAUGCGCACAGUGACAAGGCCAAAGAGAGCAUCCGGGCAAAGUGUGCCCAGUACCUGGACCGGGCCGAGAAGCUGAAGGACUAUUUGCGGAACAAGAGCAAACAGAGCAAGAAGCCGGUCAAGGAGGCCCAGAAUGACAGCAAGGGCAGCGACAGCGACAGUGAGGGCGAGAACCCGGAGAAGAAGAAGCUGCAAGAGCAGCUGAUGGGUGCCAUCGUGAUGGAGAAGCCCAACGUGCGAUGGAGUGACGUAGCUGGCCUGGAGGGGGCCAAGGAGGCCCUGAAGGAAGCUGUCAUCCUGCCCAUCAAAUUCCCUCACCUGUUUACAGGCAAGCGCACACCCUGGCGUGGAAUCCUCCUCUUCGGCCCCCCAGGAACCGGGAAGUCCUUCCUGGCCAAAGCAGUGGCCACCGAGGCCAGCAACUCCACCUUCUUCUCCAUCUCAUCUUCAGACCUGGUGUCCAAGUGGCUGGGGGAGAGUGAAAAGCUAGUGAAGAACCUCUUUGAGUUGGCCAGGCAGCACAAGCCGUCCAUCAUUUUCAUCGAUGAGGUGGACUCUCUGUGUGGCUCCCGCAAUGAGAACGAGAGCGAAGCUGCUCGCAGGAUCAAAACAGAAUUCCUGGUGCAAAUGCAGGGUGUUGGGAAUAAUAACGAUGGCACUUUGGUCUUGGGCGCCACCAAUAUUCCCUGGGUACUGGAUGCUGCCAUUCGGAGAAGGUUUGAGAAGCGCAUUUACAUCCCGCUUCCAGAGGAGCUGGCUCGUGCCCAGAUGUUUAAGCUACACCUGGGCAACACCCCCCACAGCCUGACUGAAGCUGACAUUCACGAGCUGGCCCAAAAGACCGAUGGCUACUCGGGGGCUGACAUCAGCAUCAUUGUGCGGGAUGCCCUGAUGCAGCCUGUCCGCAAAGUGCAGUCAGCCACGCACUUUAAAAAGGUUCAUGGACCUUCUCGCGCCAAUCCUGGUGUGCUGGUAGAUGACCUGCUGACUCCGUGUUCACCAGGGGAUCCUGGGGCCCUUGAGAUGACCUGGAUGGAGGUGCCUGGAGAUAAACUUCUGGAGCCGCUGGUCUGCAUGUCAGAUAUGUUGCGCUCGCUGGCCACCACCCGCCCCACGGUCAAUGCGGAAGACCUCCUCAAGGUGAAGAAGUUCACAGAAGACUUUGGCCAAGAGGGUUAAUGCUGUACCCGUGGGGCGCCCCAUUGUUAGAUGGGAGCAGCCAAGGGCCCAUUUUCCUGGCCCUGCGCGGAAGCGACCAGGAGCUGCUGGAGGACUCUGCCAGGCAGAAGCUUUGUUCUCCAUCUGCCUGCGCUGGAGCCUCUCUGGUUGGGGAUGGAAAGGGAUCCACUGGGGCUACCAAGGGACAAGAGCAAGCCUGGCUUGGACUGCCUUGUUUUUAUCCCCGUCAAAUACCCCAUCUCUUUCCUGGGUUUUUUCUUUGAUUUCCCAUGCUUAGUUUCUCUUAUCAAAAAUAAAAGCAGCCCAACUCCCUUCUGCUCCCAGCCAUUUCCUCAGCCCUCCCCGCCACCCAGUGAGUCCACUUCUGCUCCUCCAA